AUGAGUUCUCGAAAAGGAAAGGUAAAUGUAAGGAUUGGUGGAGUGACAGGAUUCGAAGAAGAAGAUACAGAGAAGAUUGGUGGAGUGCCAGGAAAAGCAGCGGAUUCAGAGAAGAUUGGGACGGCGGGAGGCCCGCCCAGGCCCAGCGUCCAGGGGACGGCGGGGGCCUCCGCCCGCCAGGCGUCCGGGGAGGGCGGGCCUCCCUACGCAAGGCGUCCGGGGGACGGCGGGCCUUCCGCCCGCCAGGCGACCCGGGGACCGGCGGGCCUCCGCCCAGCCAGGCGUCCCGGGGACCGGCGGGCCUCUGCCCGCCAGGCGUCCCGGGGACCGGCGGGCCUCCCUGGCCAGCCAGGCGCCACGUGGGACCGGCGGGCCUACGCCCGCCAGGCGUACCGGGGACGGGCGGGCCUCCGUCCGCCAGGCGUUCCCCGGGGACCGGCUGGGCCUCCGUCCCCCGCCAGGCGUCCCGGGUACCCGGGGGCGGGCCUCCGGGGGGGGCCCUCCAAAGGGACUUCCCUACCGGCGGGGCCUCCACCCGCCCCCCACCCCCACCAAAACCAGGCGUCCCGGGGACCGGUCGGGUCCCUCCGCCCGCCAGGCGUCCCGGGUACCGUCGGGCCACCGCCCGGGCCAGUGGCCGUCCCGGGGCCUCCGGCCCGGCCAGGCCCGGGGUACCCGGGACCGGUGGGCCUACCGCCCCCCGCCAGGGGCGUCCCCGGGGGACCGUCCGGGCCUCCAGCCCGCCAGGCGUCCCCGGGACCAGGCGGGCCUCGGGGGCCCGCCGGUUCCGUCCCGGGGCCGGCGGGCCUCCCGCUUCGCCAGUCCCGGGGUCCCGUAGACCGGUCGGGCCCCUUCCUUCCGCCCUCCUGCCGUCCCCGGGGGGGGGGGGCCGGCGGCCUCCCGGGCCCGCCUGGCGUCCCUGGGGCCGCGCGGGCCUCCUCACCGGCCAGGGCCAGUCCCGGGGACGGGCCCGGGCCUCCCUAA
Molecule: messenger RNA, 984 nt
Organism: Macrobrachium nipponense
Lineage: Eukaryota; Metazoa; Arthropoda; Malacostraca; Decapoda; Palaemonidae
Product: collagen alpha-1(I) chain-like
Exons: 3
Coding region: 1-984 (327 amino acids)
Source: RefSeq, a predicted model, not a curated record